This is a messenger RNA of Penaeus vannamei (Pacific white shrimp), 1438 nucleotides long. RefSeq names its product probable G-protein coupled receptor Mth-like 3. Gene Ontology annotation, biological process: G protein-coupled receptor signaling pathway; cell surface receptor signaling pathway. Gene Ontology annotation, molecular function: G protein-coupled receptor activity. The record is from RefSeq and is a predicted model, not a curated record. Gene Ontology annotation, cellular component: membrane. Lineage: Eukaryota; Metazoa; Arthropoda; Malacostraca; Decapoda; Penaeidae.
GUGGUUCAGUCGCUCGUUCAGUCGCUCGUUGUCUGUGGUCGCCGACUGAGGUCCUGCCAGUUCCUGUUGGUGAAGCGAUGACGUAGAAUCCUCUCCGACCUUGACGCGUCUUCGGUUUCUUGACAGGAUUUUCGUUCGAGGAAGGAUAUUUCGGAAGGAAGGAGAGCGCAUCCUCUUGGCCGGCGUUGGAUCCUCUCCCCUGGACGCGAUGCCCCUUGGCAUGGGCUUGUGUUGCGCCGUGGCGUUUGCGUGGGCACUAGUGGCGUCAGCGGCGGGCGAAGACCUCGUGCCCGUCUACACGGAGGCACUGCGGCUGCCGCGAUGCUGCGCCCCCGACCAGGCGCUGGCGUCCGACGGCUUCUGCGAACGCUUCCCCGCCGCUUUCGCGCCGAAGGUCGUCAUCGGGGAAACCUUGGUGGAGGCGGUCAACGUGGUCAACGAGACGCCGACGGUUGUGGACUGCGCAGCGCUCGGGGGCAGCGAGACAGUCGUGCCCGUCGUCCGCGGGGAGAUCGUCAUCCUCGCCGACCCCAAGUGGCCCGCGCUGGUGUACUGGAAGCCUCCCGGCGGCCAGGAGCCUGUCGCCAUUAAGGAAUUCUGCAUCGCCUUGCGGGUGCCGGAGGGAUCGCAGGAGGACCAGUAUCUCAUCAAAUUCUGCAACCAGAACCCAAUUGCUCUCCCGACCGUAUGCCAGAGUACCUACUGCUACAGGAAGUGCUGCCCUGAGGGCCAUGAAAUGCUUCACAAUUCAUGCGUCAACAGUAGCGACCUCUGGGAGCCUGAGUUCUCUCUCCCUCCCCAUGUCGACCUGGACGUGGUUUACGGAUUACCUCAGUGCGAGACCCUCCUGGUCUACGAAGACUUCAUCCUCGACCCCAAGGGCGACCUGCAAUUGCCCAGCGGCAGGCACUUGUCCCACGCCCAUUACUGCGUCGAGCGGAGAAGCAGCAGGGAUGAGCCGAGAGGGCAAGUUGCGAUUGCCUGCGCCCCCGAGCCGGUGACGUGCGACUGGAACAGCAACAUCCUGCAGCCAGUGCUGCUGAGUGUGUCCUGCGUCUCCCUCUGCGUGACGGCCAUCGUCUACCUGUCGGUCCCAGGCCUCAGGAACUCGCUCAACGGCCGCUGCCUCGUCUGCUUCGUCGUCUCCAUGUUCCUCAGCUUCCUCACUAUCCUCGUCAUUGGCCCCCCGAGACGGCUUCGGCAGCUUCCAGUGCACGUUCUCAGCCAAUUUUUGCCUGACCUUUAUUCUCGCGACGUUCUUCUGGCUGAACAUCAUGUACUUCCGGAUCUGGUCUGAGCUCAGGUCCCCCGGCCAAGAUGGGCCCAAAACCGGCUGGUUCUUCGGUCUCUGCCUCUACGGCUUCGGCGGACCUCUUCUGGUGACGCUGGGGGCCUCGGGCUGGACCUCGCCGGAGCAGAUGUCGUCCGCCCGAAUUUC